Homarus americanus (American lobster) is the source of this 855-nucleotide messenger RNA. RefSeq lists its product as uncharacterized. The coding region runs from base 6 to 629 and encodes 207 amino acids. The record is from RefSeq and is a predicted model, not a curated record. The transcript has 3 exons. NCBI's taxonomy places the organism in Eukaryota, Metazoa, Arthropoda, Malacostraca, Decapoda, Nephropidae.
CGUUGAUGCAGUGUGCCUCCACCUGCGUCACACAAGAGAAGUAUUACCGAGCUUUCAACAUCAACGGCACCAGCCCAGCUUACAACUGCUACAUCAUGGCUACCUUCCACGGUUUCAUGGAAGAUCCCCUCACAAAUAUCUACUAUGACCGAGACAUGUAUGAGAAGAGUGGAUUCCAUCAGGAGCUGGGUCGUCGUGUGUUUUAUCCCACACCAGCCUCAUCUGCUCUCAGCUGGUUAGAUGCCUACUCUGCCUGUAAGGAAAUGUGGGCAUCCUUCCUGAUGCCCCUGACACAGCAGGAGUGGGACUGGAUGAAAGGAGUUGCUGCCAACAAUGGUUACAAUGAAAUGUGGGUUGGCAUCAUGGAGGGUUACGAAGAACAAGGGUCAUACUUCUGGAUGCAAGCGUUGGAAACUUUCAUUGCUCCUGGCAAUGUGAGUAUAAGCUGGGAAGAUGAUGGCUACUCCCUUCGAGGUUGGGACACAGUCCUUAAUGCUAACGUCAUUAUUGACGACAACAUAGACUGUACUCUGUUGAUACAAGCUACCUCGCAGAUUGUUAUUGAAGACUGCUACAAACAAUAUAACUUUGUGGGCUACAUAUGUGAGGCUGUGCUACCUAACCCAUAGGCUUCUGUUGUGAACCAAUCUCGUACAGUACUCACGGUAUUCCCACCUCACUUCAAUCUCAUUAUUAUAUCAAAAUUACUUCAAUUACCUGGCUACUCACAUUGUAAUAAUGCAAUUUAUAUAAUCAAUGAUACAGGUAUUUUGCUCUCUUUACAGGUACCAAGGCCGAAUUAACCAUUAGGAAAAUAAAGUUUUAGAUUAUUUUUGUCAUUAUAUCUGACUGUGU